AUGCUAAACACCCACCAACAGUUGGUCAAGGCCACAGAGGAAAGCCUGGGGCAGGACACAAGGCUCCAGGCUCUGGAGACAGCCACAGGGCUGAGGGAGCUUCAAUCAGUCACGCCUGGGGCAGGGCAGGGGAGCCUCACAAGCAGAGAACGUGGGCUGCUUCAGGGCCAGCGGCGGAGGUCUCAAAGUGCAGGACAGACAGCAAAGAAGGACCAGGGGUCCUUAGGCCACAAGAAGAAAGGACAUGGCUCUGCCCAGACUGAGGACCUCUUUCCCCCUCUACCCCGGAAGCCCUCCUUCCCCUUCCAGUGGGCCUGGGAAAGCUUCACCUUGGAUGGCCGGGUCCUGCUUCAGCCUGGCUCCCCUGUGGCUUCUGGCUACCAAGCCCAACCAGCCCAGAGGACCUGGCGCCUGCCCUUGCCCAAAGCGGUCUACCAGUUGCAGCUGCAGCCAAAGUCCAGACACAAGUCCACAACCAGCCUUCCAGAGUCCCGGGACAUCUCCUGGAAGACAGACGAGCAAACCUUGGAGAAGAAACUGCCACUGGAGGCCAGGGGCAGCAAAGGGGUGCAUCUGGGGCUGGAGCAGCCCUGUGAGCAUGGCCUCUGGCUGCCCGGGCAGCUGUGGGAACCUGAGUCCGAGGAGGCUGCUGAACCUGAAGCUCUGGGGGCUGAGGAGGCCGAGCAGGGUCUGAGCCCUGGGGAACUGCCCCAGCAACCCAGGAGUGGGUGGGAGCUGGAGGAGACAGAGGGGGCUGAGGAGGGGGAGCACAGAGUCCUUCAUAGAAGGAGGGCUCAGUCUCGACAGAAUGGACAGAAUUCUGGUGAGGAGAAUUUGGACAAGGGUGACCGGCAGGACCCCAGCCAGGAGCACAGCAACACCACCAGUGAGCGCCACAAGGCGCAGAGAAGGAAGUCAAGGGCCAAGGAGCUGGAGGGGCCGUGGGACCUGGAGAAGCUGCAAAGGCAGCUACAGCGGAACUUGGAGGAACAGGGUCUCUGUGGUCCCCAAAAGCAGUCCUGGAAAGUUUUACGGGAUGUUGUCCAGGCAUCCAGGCAGACAGGGAAGGAGCCUGCCUUCGAACAUGUCGAGGCUUCUCCGUCCUUGACCUACCCUAACCGCACCUUCCACAAACGACAGGAGGCCACCAGAAGCCUGCUGCAGUCCCGGGAGCGGCAGCUGCAGGAGGAGCAGCAUCAGGCCCAGGUACGUUGUGCCCGGGAACAGCGGGUACAACAGCAAGUGGCUCGUUGUUUGGCAGCCUACGCACCCAGAGGGAAUCGCCGACCAGGCACUGCCCAGCGGAAGCUGGAGGAGCUGAGACGCCAGGAACGACAGCGCUUUGCUGAGUACAAGGCUGAAUUGCAGAGUAUCCAACACCGGGUGCAGGCCCGGCCCUACUUGUUCCAGCAGGCGAUGCAGGCCAACGCUCGGCUCACUGUGACUCGGCGCUUCUCCCAGGUGCUGUCAGCACUGGGCCUGGAUGAGGAGCAGCUGUUGGCUGAGGCAAGAAAGGGAAACACAGAGAGCACCUCCAGGAAGCCCAGGAAUCACAGGUCUAUGGGGGUGAGACUGGAGCACCCUUCUCAGAGACCCCCAAGGACAGAACCCAGACCCACCAGCAGCCAGCUUGACAGACCCUCCACCCCCAGCCUGGACCAAGCAUCCAGUCCCCAAGAUUAA
Messenger RNA from Chrysochloris asiatica (Cape golden mole), 1683 nucleotides. It is a transcript of the gene TSGA10IP, whose product is annotated as testis specific, 10 interacting protein. The coding region runs from base 1 to 1683 and encodes 560 amino acids. The record is from RefSeq and is a predicted model, not a curated record. Gene Ontology annotation, biological process: cilium organization. Gene Ontology annotation, cellular component: cilium; ciliary basal body; photoreceptor connecting cilium. The transcript is spliced from 8 exons. NCBI's taxonomy places the organism in Eukaryota, Metazoa, Chordata, Mammalia, Afrosoricida, Chrysochloridae.